AUGGCGUACCCCAAGAACGUUGGCAUUAAAGCCAUGGAAAUCUAUGUCCCAGCACAGUGUUUGGAUCAAACAUUGUUUGAAAAACAUCAAGGUGUUUCGGCUGGUAAAUAUACCAUUGGAUUGGGCCUUCAGUAUAUGAACUUUUGUACCGAUAGAGAGGAUGUCUGUUCCCUAGCUCUAACAGCUGUCUCUUCACUCCUCCGAAAAUUCGACAUUGACCCAAAUUCUAUUGGGCGUCUUGAAGUCGGAACUGAAUCACCCAUCGACAAAGCCAAAUCUGUCAAAUCAGUUCUCACUACUUUAUUCGAGCCACAUGGUAACACAAGUCUCGAAGGAAUCGACACGAUACACGCCUGUUACGGUGGUACGAAUGCCCUAUUCAAUGCGGUCAAUUGGGUAGAGUCUCGUUCAUGGGAUGGUCGAGAUGCCAUUGUUGUUGCAUCCGAUAUAGCCCUCUACAAAGAGGCCGCUUCUCGACCAACUGGAGGAGCUGGUUGCUAUGCUUGUGUCUACAUGACUCAUGCUUAUGAUUUCUACAAGCCGGAUACUAAAGUCGAGUUUCCUAUUGUGAACGGCCAUGAAUCUAUCGGUUGUUACAUUGGCGCUUUGGAUGCAUGCCACAAGAAUCUACUUGAGCGAAUUAAGGCUAGAAGCAAACGCAACUGCGAUGAGCCCAGCAGCGUGCCCAAGAAGGUUCUUGAACUUUUCGAUUACAUGGCAUUCCAUACUCCAAACUGCAAAUUAGUGUCUAAAUCGUUCGGUCGACUUAAGUACAAUGACUGUCUCAUAUCGACCGAUGAUGCUGAGUGGGUAGGUAUUCCCGAUGAACUUCGCAAGUUGAGCCAUUCGGAGUCUCUCAAGGAUAAGACGCUGGAAAAGACUCUUGUGUCAAUCACAAAGGAUGAGUUCAAGAAGCGUGUCGAGCCGUGCAUUGCUGGCCCUUCUUUAUGCGGUAAUAUGUACACAGGAAGUUUGUACUUUUCUCUCAUUAGCUUGAUAAGCAACAUUGAUCUCAAAGCUGCAGAAGGCAAAACCAUCGGCUUGUUCAGUUUUGGAAGUGGCAUUGCCAGCUCACUGUUUGGUAUGAAAAUUACCGGUGAUCUUACAGACCUGGUCCAAAAAGUCAAUUUGAUGGAUCGUCUUAAGCAAAGACACAUCGCGACGCCCGAAGAGUACGAAGAGGCUUGUUCUCUCCGGAAGAAUGCAUACGGAGCUAAGGAUUUCAAGCCUCUUGGCGAUGUGAACUUCCUGGCUCCUGGAACAUACUACUUGGAGAAUGUGAACGAUGUGUAUAGAAGAACUUAUGCCAUAAAGCAGUGA
Messenger RNA from Botrytis fragariae, 1320 nucleotides. Its product is annotated as putative hydroxymethylglutaryl- synthase protein. Gene Ontology annotation, biological process: ergosterol biosynthetic process; acetyl-CoA metabolic process. The record is from RefSeq and is a predicted model, not a curated record. Lineage: Eukaryota; Fungi; Ascomycota; Leotiomycetes; Helotiales; Sclerotiniaceae. The transcript has 6 exons. Gene Ontology annotation, molecular function: hydroxymethylglutaryl-CoA synthase activity. The coding region runs from base 1 to 1320 and encodes 439 amino acids.